This is a messenger RNA of Leishmania major strain Friedlin, 1110 nucleotides long. RefSeq lists its product as hypothetical. The record is from RefSeq and is a predicted model, not a curated record. The transcript has a single exon. Lineage: Eukaryota; Euglenozoa; Kinetoplastea; Trypanosomatida; Trypanosomatidae. Bases 1 to 1110 code for a protein of 369 amino acids.
AUGACCGCUCUCAUCACGAAGCAACGGUACAACUGGAUGGGGUACGAUGGUGUCGAGUCGGCGGUAUGCGACACGGCUCUCCUACGCUCCGAUGGCGGGCCGGCGAACAACUACAACUACAUGCAUCGCCAGCAAGUGAUUAUGGAGGUAAAGGAGCGCCUGUACCGCAUUAAGCGUGAUCUCGGCCUCAUCCCCGAGGAGGAGCUGCGCGCCGAGGAGAGGGCCAUCCAGCGCCGUCGCAUGGAGAAGAAGCGUCGCGAGGAAGAAGAGCGCAUACGCAAGGAGGCCGAGGAGGCUGCCCGUGCCGAGGAGAUGGAGCGCCGGCAUCUGGAGCUUGAGGAGGCCGAGGAGCGAGCCAGCGCCGAGGAGGUCGCGACCCAAGCCAGUGCCGAGCACAAGCACUACAUGAACGACAGCGACGAGGAUAGCGACGAGGAGAACGGCAUCGAUGAUGAGCAGAGUGCCAGCCUCGUAGCUAUGCUCCGCACGCAGGAGGAAAUCGACAGCGCCAUCGCGGGCUUUACCAAGGGUACCCGUAUGCUGCUCGCUUCCUCCGGCAACGGCUACGUCAGCUACCUCGACGGGAGCGUGCACUUCACAAUCGCCAAGGUCGAGAGCCACAACGCCUCCAACCGCGAGAAGGUGAUGCAGGCGCUGGCCGGCACCAACGUUGCCAUGCCUACCGCCGAGGAGUACUCGCUGGAGGAGGUGCGGCAGGCGAUGCACGACCGCGACACUGCGCGCAAGAAGCUGGACGCCCUCCGCGCUCUCCAGGAUCCCACGUACACGGCGCGCAUCCGCUCGGCCGAGAAGGACACUUACGGCACCCCGGUGCAGCAACUGAUGGAGGAGGACGGCGACAUGUCUGCCCUGGUCGCCAACUGCGAGGAUGCGAAGCGUUUUGCCGAGAGUGUGCGCAAGGCGUACAACAGCAGAGCUGCGGCGAGCGCCCAUGCCCUUGCGUGCGCGCUCUGCACGCCCCCCUUCACUGCCGAGCAGGAAAGUACAAGCGAAGCCCAGGCCCCUGCUGGAAAGAUGGCCAAUGCAGAAGACGGGGUGUCGCAGCCCACUGGCGCGAAUUCGCCCUCAUCGUCGACGUCGGCGCAGUAG